AUGGCCAAGUUCUCCGCGAGAGAAUACACCGAUAUGGUGAUAACGUAUGGGAUGGCGGGUGAAAACGGAAAUGCCGCGGUACGUCUUUACGCGGAAAGAUUUCCUGACCGUGUACAUCCGUCGUACGUAACACUUACGCGCUGUAUCCAGCGAUUACGGGAAACCGGAUCCGUCGUUCCAAAUCGCGUACGACCCGGUGCAGUAAUGCGUCACGACGUUCGUACAGAAGAACGGAUUUUACGGGAAUUCGAACGAAAUCCCAGAAACAGCGUGCGUCGCGUUGCUGGUGCACUUGGAAUUUCCAACAGUUUGGUGCAUCGUAUAUUACGGCGUAGUGGUCUAAGACCUUACCACUAUCAACGUGUGCAGCAACUUCUUCCCGGAGAUGCACAACCGCGCAUCUUCUUCUGUGAAGGUAUUUUCAUUACUCUUAUUUAACAUUUACAGUAUUUG
This is a messenger RNA of Ooceraea biroi (clonal raider ant), 453 nucleotides long. RefSeq lists its product as uncharacterized. The record is from RefSeq and is a predicted model, not a curated record. NCBI's taxonomy places the organism in Eukaryota, Metazoa, Arthropoda, Insecta, Hymenoptera, Formicidae.